AUGAAGUUCUCCAACAUCGUUGCUGCUACUGCAGCUCUCAGCGCAUCAGUUGGUUUGGCAUCACCUCUGCUUGAUGAAAAGCGCGAUCUAGUUUGCCUAGCUCAAACUGUCAUCAUCAAUCUCAUUACCUUGAAUCACGGUCAAGCAUUCUGCUCGGCCUAUCUUGGGAUCCAAACUUCAACUGUCCUCACUACAACCACCAAAAAGACUACAACUACUCAGACGUUACCUCCAGCUACUGUGACUAAGACUGUGGUGACGGGUACCGAGACUCGAACUUUGACUUCUCUCAUCACUACUUUGGCCACUGCAACUUCUACAGUUGAUACUACGCAAACACUUACGGCGACUAAUACGAUCACCAUAACGUCGACUACAACGGGAGUCACCGUAAAGAGAUCACCGGAGCCACUGAUCGACAAUGCGCAAAUUGACGCUCGAAACCCGCCACCAAUUCCACCAUAUUUGAGUAUAUUCGCAGCUUCUAAGAUAUCAUCCGCUUGCAGUUGUCUGUCAUUGCCAACUCCCAGUACUACCGUAACAUCCACCGUACAGCAAACUAGCACCGCGACUUCCACGCCUUCUGCGGUCACUUCUCAAGUUCAAACAGUCACCUUUGUCACAGUCACUACAACAGCGGUUAAUACCAUCACCCAAAUUGAAACGCUGACCAACACGAUCUCUACCACUACAACUGCGACUACAACUACUACUGUGAUUGUCACAGAAACCCCAUCACCUCCAAGUUACUGCGAUCAAAUGCCAAUCCCUGGUCCAUACGCCUUCAUUGAUGGUGGACGAGUCCUCGACGCGGUCUUUAUCCAAGAUUCAACAAAAGCGGAUUGUUGUAGGGCCUGCUGGGAAUCAGUUGACUGCGUGGCUUUCUCUUUCCAAGGUCCCGACCCAGAAGUAGAGUCAUUCUGUUAUUAUUUGGUUAGCGAUGGACCUGCUGUAUCAGGCAUUGCGAAUCCACCACCUACUUGCCCCUCCGGCGUUGAAACCCAGGAACAACUUGAUUUGGAAGACACAGGUGGAUUCUUCAGUAUUGCCUCUGUUGGACCUUGCGAUCUUGCAGGUGCACAUUAUGUCACUGGUGGCUAG
This is a messenger RNA of Botrytis fragariae, 1101 nucleotides long. RefSeq lists its product as uncharacterized. The record is from RefSeq and is a predicted model, not a curated record. The transcript is spliced from 4 exons. Lineage: Eukaryota; Fungi; Ascomycota; Leotiomycetes; Helotiales; Sclerotiniaceae. Bases 1 to 1101 code for a protein of 366 amino acids.